Messenger RNA from Acanthisitta chloris (rifleman), 1154 nucleotides. Its product is annotated as unconventional myosin-XVIIIa-like. The transcript has 9 exons. The annotation marks the transcript as partial. Lineage: Eukaryota; Metazoa; Chordata; Aves; Passeriformes; Acanthisittidae. The record is from RefSeq and is a predicted model, not a curated record.
CUGAAGCAGAUGGGGGUGCAGCUGGAGGAGGAGUACGAGGAGAAGCAGAAGGUUCUCAGAGAGAAACGUGAGCUGGAGAGCAAGUUAUCAGCUGUCAGUGAGCAGGCCAACCAGCGAGACUUUGAGACGGAGAAGCGCCUACGCCGGGACCUGAAGAGGACAAAGGCGCUUCUGGCUGAUGCUCAGAUCAUGCUGGACCACCUGAAGAACAAUGCACCCAGCAAGAGGGAGAUUGCCCAGCUCAAGAACCAGCUGGAGGAGUCAGAGUUCACCUGUGCAGCUGCUGUCAAGGCCCGCAAGUCCAUGGAGGUGGAGAUUGAGGACCUCCACCUGCAGAUCGAUGACCUCUCCAAGGCCAAGGCAGCUCUGGAGGAGCAGCUGAGCCGGCUGCAGCGGGAAAAGAAUGAGGUGCAGAGUCGUCUGGAGGAGGACCAGGAGGACAUGAAUGAGCUGAUGAAGAAGCACAAGGCGACUGUGGCCCAGGCAUCCCGGGAUCUGGCACAGAUGAAUGACCUCCAGACGCAGCUGGAGGAGGUCAACAAGGAGAAACAGGAGCUGCAGGAGAAGCUUCAAGGCUUGCAGAGCCAGCUGGAAUUCCUGGAGCAAUCCAUGGUGGACAAGUCGCUGGUGAGCCGGCAAGAGGCCAAGAUCCGCGAGCUGGAGACCAGGCUGGAGUUCGAGCGGACACAAGUCAAGCGCCUGGAGAGCCUGGCCACACGGCUGAAGGAGAACAUGGAGAAGCUGACGGAGGAGCGGGAUCAGCGCGCAGCCGCCGAGAACCGAGAGAAGGAGCAGAACAAGCGGCUGCAGCGACAGCUCCGCGAUGUCAAGGAGGAGAUGGGCGAGCUGGCUAAGAAGGAGGCAGAGGCCAGCCGCAAGAAGCACGAGCUGGAGAUGGACCUGGAGAGCCUGGAAGCUGCCAACCAGAGCCUGCAGUCAGACCUGAAGUUGGCCUUCAAGCGCAUUGGGGACCUGCAGGCAGCCAUUGAGGACGAGAUGGAGAGUGAUAGCAAUGAGGACCUCAUCAACAGCGACGGCGACUCUGAUGUGGACUCAGAGCUGGAGGACCGCGUGGAUGGGGUGAAGUCUUGGCUCUCCAAGAACAAAGGCUCCUCCAAAGCACUCUCGGAUGAUGGCAGCCUGAAGGGCAGCAG